CCAGUCGGUUUCUGUGCUUUUAUCAGUUGCUCUCGUAACUCAUUAAUAAUAAUUUCAUUAUCAGUUUCAUUACGCAUUUAUUCCACAGACGUCUUGAACGUUGUGUCGAUUUAUUAGUAUUCUUUCGCAUGUCGCUGACUUGUCAGUUAGACGUUUUUGUUCAGUUUUUCCAACUUUAGUCCGAAAAUCGUGCAGUUUUUUUUUUUUUCGUAAAACAGUCAUGACUUUGACCAGGAAAAUUAUUAAUACGAAUAACGCGCCCAGACCUAUUGCACCGUACAAUCAGGGUGUUGUUUUGGAGUCCACCCUUUACGUGUCCGGAUGUCUGGGACUGGACAAAGACACGAUGAAACUAGUGGAAGGGGAUGUGAGUACCGAGACCAGACAGGCUCUUCGAAAUUUAGGUGAAAUUCUACACGCCGCUGAUUCGGCAUAUGAUAAAGUGAUAAAAACCACAAUUUUUAUGAGCGAUAUGAACGAGUUCUCUUCUAUCAAUGAGGUUUACAAAGAGUUUUUCACCAAGGAUUAUCCAGCAAGAUCAGCGGUUCAAGUGGCCAAACUGCCCCUAAAUGCAAGGGUGGAAAUCGAAGUGGUGGCCGCUGUGGGAACUGUGAAAACCGUCUGCUGUAAACACUAACACCAACAUGGAAAAAUCAUUUUUAAGUCUAAUAUUUGUAUUUAAAUAUGUGACAAUUCAAUAAUAAUGAAAAUGCGCUCAUGAUUAUAGUGCGGAAAAAACCUUGAAUAUAGCAAGAAUUUUUCACCAGUUACACCUCAAAAAUCGGUUUCUGACUAAUUCCUGAGUCAUUAAUGCGUUGUCGCCAAAAAUCUGUGCUUAAAGCCCGCACUUAUUACUGAAUAAUCAGUCAAAAAAUUA
Molecule: messenger RNA, 877 nt
Organism: Dendroctonus ponderosae (mountain pine beetle)
Lineage: Eukaryota; Metazoa; Arthropoda; Insecta; Coleoptera; Curculionidae
Gene: UK114
Product: rutC family protein UK114
Exons: 3
Coding region: 221-637 (138 amino acids)
Cellular component (GO): cytosol
Molecular function (GO): deaminase activity
Source: RefSeq, a predicted model, not a curated record